AAAUUAAAUAGAGAGUACCAAAAAUCAAUUACAAGUGCGAAAAGAAAAAUAAAAUAUUUCUUUAAAUCGGACACGCCACUAAAAAUAAGCAGAAAUACAAAAUUCUAGACAUUUCUCAAAAUUCUUUCAAUUCCUACGACUACUAACUCGACUGAUUCGGCAACAUCAGCCGAAAGUCUGCGAGCAAAGCUUCUCUGCUCAGCAAAAGUGAAUGUGAAGUUACGAAAAGAAAAAAAAGAAAAAAGAUAAAUAAAUACCGCUACAAGUUGAGACAAUUGUUAGCUCCAAUUGCGAGUGGCUUCGUCGUGCGUUUGUGUGCGUGUGUCAAAAGAAUAGACGGAGGAGAGCAAUAGAUGCAGCUUCUUCACCUUCGCUUACGAUUCGCUGCUGCGAGCAUCACAGAAGAAGCUUCAAAAGGAGAAGCAAGAAUUACUCUACGCGGCGGCUCAACGUAAAAGUUUUAGUGUGAAUAUUACUAUUAUUUUUUUUUUGUCUUGCUAGCAGUCAGCUUCGCUUACACUGCUAUUAUUUUUUUUCGGGUGUCUAUAUUUUUUUUUGCUGUUCUGUUACGACAAUUUCAAGUGUGCAACAAAAAAAAAAAAAGAAAAGAAAAGGAAAAGCGGAAGCAGCAUUUAAUAACAACAGUUACAAAUCUGGAUUAAAUAUUUAAUUUCCUCUACCGGGACAUAUACGCAGUUAAGCUUGCAGCUAGAAACUGUGCUAUAUCAGGACACCCAGCCCACUUGCCAACCAGGACAAGAUUAACAAAUAAACCAGCCGAAAGAUGACGACCGUUUGCAACGGGGGCAUUAUGACGGGCUGCGACUACGACUAUGACGAUUGCCCCACCCUUGACGACAUCGAAUUGAAUGAUCUACUUGACUGCGGCAUGCCCAACCUGAACGAUCUGGCUGACAGGCUGCCCAGCAUACAGAACGAUGUGGAACGGAUCGCGGCCAAUCGGACGCACUCGCUGAGCAUCUCGCACCAUGACGAUUUCGGCGAUCUGGACAUAAAGCCCGAGAUACGCAAUAUGGACUGCAUGUGGUCCGUGUUCGCCAGCAACAUGGCCAAUUGCAUUGGCAACGGCGGCGGCAGCAGCAGCAGCAUACUCAGCAACAAACACAUCAGCAGCAGCAGCAACAACAACAGCAACAACAACAGCAAUUCGGCUGCGUCCAGUUAUAGCGAGAGCAGCGCUGUGCCGCCAGCCUUUGUCACGGGCAACACGUUGCUAAUCAAACGCGAACCGGAGGAAGAGGAGGAUGAGCAGGAGGAGGAGGAGGAGGAGGAGAGGUCAACUGGCAAAGCGACAGCAGCAGCAGCUGCAGCUGCAGCAACAGCAACAAUUGCGAUACCAAGUCGAGUGCUUCACAUUGAACCGUAUAUACCGCCAGGCACUUCGCUGCUGCGCAAGAGCAACACGCAGCACAAGCAGCAGCAACUGUUGCAACAACAGCAGCAGCAACGUCUUAUCGACUUGGCCACAGCCAGCAACAACAACAGCAGCAGCAACAACUGCCUUGUGCUGCCCGAUGAUGAGAUAUUGCCGGAAUUCCGUCACAAUGUGGAUCUGCACGCCUGCGUCAUGGGCAGCAACAAUAUUGCGCUGACGAGCAGCGCCGCUGCCAUCGAUCAUCUCAGCCGGGAGCUGCAGAAUACGAGCAAGGAGCGCAUCGAUCUGCCGUAUCGGCUCACGACUGCGCCGCAGUUCAGCGAUGUGCUUGAGGUGCUCAAUCAGCAGUCGGAGCAAACGGCGGCAGCAAAGGCCGCAGCAAAGGCCGCAGCAAAGGCGGCGGCAGCGGCAGCGUCAGCGGCUGCAACAGUUGUCACACUGUCGCCGCCGGCAACGAACGCGACCAGUUCCGAUUGUGAUUCAGAUGAUGGCGAUUGCUCCAUGGGCAACUCCAGCUGCGGCUCGGCUGCCUCGAUCGAUUGCAACUACAUGCGGCACAUAAGCGAUCACAGUUAUACGCGCUCCAACGAGGUGGAGACUAAUCUGGACACGCCCUCCGAUUCUGAUGAGGAAAUCGACGUUGUCUCGCUCAAUGACAAGAAAUUGCCCACAAAUCCAUCGGAUCGUGAUCGACGCGCUCUGCAAACGAAUAUCGCCUACAAAAUCUCGAGUGAUGCCCGAAUCCUACAAUCCAAACGAUUCGAUCUACCCUAUACGCCGGCCAGCAGCAGUCCGGUCAAGUCCGUAGUCAAUUCGCGCUACGCCUCGCCAUCGAGCACGCCCUAUCAGGGCGCCGGCGCUGUGCCGGCCAGCUACUCGCCCGAAAGCCUCUCCCAGAGCAGCAGCAGCAGCAGCAGCAGUAGCAGCAGCAGUAGCAUCAUCAGCGACUGCACAACGCCGCCCGCAACGAUGUUGGAUGGCAAGGGCCGCAAGCCCUACUACAUGUCCGACUGCACGUCGAGGAUGUAUUCGAACAAGCGCAGCAAUAUGAUCAGCCUGGUCGCGGCGAAGAAGAGUCGCGUGAAGAAGGUGAACGCCGGCUACGCCCAGCGGCCGUCCAAGUUCCAUGAUUUGGAUGACAAGAGCCCGCUCGACUCCAUUGUCACAGGCGGCUCCGGCUCUGGCGCUGGCAUCGCGAAUACGAGUCCCAGUGUGAACGCCAUCAGCAACAGAUACGGCAACAAUAGCAACAACAGCAGCAACAUGCUGAAGCGCCAGCUCAGCAUAGACGAGGCGGACACGAUUGAGAAGCGCAAUCUGCACAACGAUAUGGAGCGUCAGCGGCGCAUCGGGCUCAAGAAUCUGUUCGAGGCGCUGAAGACGCAGAUACCCAACAUACGGGACAAGGAGCGUGCGCCCAAGGUCAACAUACUGCGCGAGGCGGCCAAGCUCUGCGAGCAUCUCACCAGCGAGGAGCGCGACCUCAGUCUCAAGCGGCAGCUCCUGAAGGCGAAGCUCAAGCAGCAGCAGGAGCUCCUCGCCCGCCUGCGUCUGAGCAAGAAUGCAGCUGAAUGAUGAUAGCGG
Messenger RNA from Drosophila novamexicana, 2980 nucleotides. RefSeq names its product myc protein (gene Myc). The record is from RefSeq and is a predicted model, not a curated record. Gene Ontology annotation, biological process: regulation of transcription by RNA polymerase II. NCBI's taxonomy places the organism in Eukaryota, Metazoa, Arthropoda, Insecta, Diptera, Drosophilidae. Gene Ontology annotation, molecular function: protein dimerization activity; RNA polymerase II cis-regulatory region sequence-specific DNA binding; DNA-binding transcription factor activity, RNA polymerase II-specific. The transcript is spliced from 4 exons. Bases 785 to 2971 code for a protein of 728 amino acids.